AUGAGUGAGAAAGAAGCAGCCCAAAAGGAAAUUGUGGUGGCAGUGAAGGUGUUCAAGCUGGAGGAAAUUGAAUUGAAAAUUUUCGAAGCAAAGUCGAAGAGGCUGCGGGGGCUGGGACUGGGACGUAGCCCUCCGAAUCUGACUCCGGUCAUCCGCAGUUGCUCGUUAACUUCUCUGGCUAUGAAGGCAGCCUUGAGGGGUGCUUGCACUCGGGGAAGUGUUCCCAGCUGGAUAUCAAGCAAGCGGAGGUUGCAGAUAAUGAUCGGUGUGGCUUCUGGAUUGGAAUAUCUUCAUGAAAGAGGAUUGCUUCACGGCGAUUUGAAGCCGAGCAAUGUCCUGCUAGACGAGGAUAUGGUCGCUCCUCUCAGUGAUUUUGGCAUUACAAAGUCGGAGAAGACGAAGAAGCAGAGUAGGCUGCUAGGCCUGAAAAACUGUACCCACCUGUGUAUUCUGAUCCAGAAUAUUGACCGAAAACACCGGCAAAUGGAAAUUGUGGAAUGCUCUGAAGAAUUGGCUGCAGACAGGAUGGUUGUGGAAUGCUCUGAAGAAUUGGCUGCAGACACGAUGGAUAUCAAAGAUGUGGUGGACAAGCUCAAGACAAUACGAGAUGAACUACUACGUCAAACACAUCGAUGA
Molecule: messenger RNA, 636 nt
Organism: Diospyros lotus (date-plum)
Lineage: Eukaryota; Viridiplantae; Streptophyta; Magnoliopsida; Ericales; Ebenaceae
Product: receptor kinase-like protein Xa21
Exons: 4
Coding region: 1-636 (211 amino acids)
Biological process (GO): protein phosphorylation
Molecular function (GO): protein kinase activity; ATP binding
Source: RefSeq, a predicted model, not a curated record